AUGGGUAUUUGUGCAGGAAGGUCUUAGUAAAAGGAAACUCUAGUGACUGACAUAGAAUCGAUACCUAUCCAAACUCAAGGGACUUUGGAGUUUAAUGUGAAAAUAUCAGGUAUCAAAGUGAAGAUGGAUAAUCUGCCAGCUGGCAAAAUAUCAAUGAAAAUAGGUGAAUUUGGUUAGUUUGAGACGGAAUGCUCGAAAGAACUUUAUGGAAAAUUAUAUGUAAAUUAAACAAUUCAUGUUACAAUCUAGUUUAAAUAGACUCAUGCGUUUUAGAUGUCUAUAACCGAGGAGCAAUUAAAGAAGCAAUAUCUGAACGUUGUGUUGCUGACACCAAAUAAUGAGAAUAUUGCUUCCAUAUCAAUUAAUUUGUUUUUAAUAGCUACAGGCCCAUAACACAUGGAUUACGAAUACACUGGCCUAAUUAAUAAGAAACAACAAUAAGGUAAAAUCAGUUUUGACUUUAAAAUCGCUUAAAUCAUAAAAGUUAGCAUUGUGCCUUAGUUGAUGGAAUUUAAUAUGAAUGAACCGUUAAUACAUUCAGAGUAUUAUUAUUCACUCAAAAUGGUCACUUCAGUCUUGUGUUUUUAAAGCGAAUACUCAGAUGCAUUCUUGAAUCCUGCCUAUCAAAAGAAUUAGCAAUCCACUAACAAUAGUGCGUAAGCCAAAAAACAAGUUAUCAAACAAAUUGUGUACAAAUAAUCCGGAGUUGAAAUGACAGUUGAAGUGCCCCUCAUUGAAAUAUCAUCCUCCAGCAUCUAAGUUUGCUUGUGGUACAACGAAUAGGCCAAUCAAGCCAUUAAUCCUACAUCAGCAAUGAGCAAACCGCAUUAUUCCCUUAUAGCAGAAACCUAUUUCAAUUUGAAUCAAAUCUUCACCUAAGCAUUGAAUAGUGAUCAAAUUAUUGAGAAUAAUUUGAAAGUGUACAAGAUUUUGUAUCAACAGACUAAUAGGAGACUAUGGAAUCACGGUGUAUUGGAAGGCAAUUUGAAUUGCAAUCUUUAAGUUAUCAUUCCUACCUAUUUAAAUUAACAAAUUGUUGGUGUGAGAACAGACAAGGGAAUACAAUAGGGAAGUAGUGUUGUAAAUUCAGGGAAGAUGCCAGUCAAAGAGAUCCAACAAUUAAGUCAGGCAGGACAGCAUUUAUUGGAUGUCCAAUACAAGAUACAAAAUUGUUCAACCAAAGAUUUAUUCCUUAAAUCAGAAUUGAAGAAUUCUCAAGCUCUCUAUCUUAGAACCAUCUAGAAUAUAUUAAAAUAGACUGACAAAUAGUCAAUCAUUUGUUUUGAGUACAAAUCUCAACAGGAUCUAUUCAACGCUCAGAAAUUAUUAAUCGAGAUAGCCUUAAAGUUGUUAGAAUCUGCAGACCAAUAGGAAGAGUCAAUCCGAGAGGAGUAUUACGUUCUACUUAAGUUAAUUUUAAAUAGAGGAGAAUUAAGUUUAAAUCAAGUAGGAUUUUCAGAGGAAACAGAAAAAACUAGUGAGAAACUGCUUAAAUUCAAGACUGAGAUAGGUCUCAAUUAUUAGUCAUUUUUAUAUAAGUCUCUUGGUAUUGUAUUGCAAAAAUUGAAACAAAAAUCUUUGGCUGAUAAUGAACGAACAUUUGUUGAACACUUCUUUGCCAGUGCCUAUUUUAAAAUCCCAGAAUUUAGAACCAAAAUAAUUGAGAGUGUGCAAAGAGUUGAUGAUCCAUAACUACCAGAAUGGAGGUCACUCACUAAACAAACUGAUGAAAUAACAAACAAGGAAUUCAAUGACUUAUUUGAUUGGAAUAGGCACUUUUACGAAUAUCUUACUAAGCAACCCAAAUAUAAUGCCAACAUCAAUAAGCUUAUGGAAAUUAUCAAUCAAGAAGAAUGGCAGAAGAGAAUUGGCAAAAGAGGCAUUGCAUUCUUCUUUUUUUUCUGA
Molecule: messenger RNA, 1905 nt
Organism: Paramecium tetraurelia
Lineage: Eukaryota; Ciliophora; Oligohymenophorea; Peniculida; Parameciidae
Exons: 4
Source: RefSeq, a predicted model, not a curated record